Lolium perenne is the source of this 1808-nucleotide messenger RNA. RefSeq names its product F-box protein At5g03100-like. Gene Ontology annotation, molecular function: protein binding. The record is from RefSeq and is a predicted model, not a curated record. NCBI's taxonomy places the organism in Eukaryota, Viridiplantae, Streptophyta, Magnoliopsida, Poales, Poaceae.
GAAGGAAAUUCCCAACUGGCUCACCGGCGGCCAGACGAGGUAAGGCAUCGUUUGGUUUAUUGCCUCGCAGCAGGACGAAUUUAUCCCUCGGUUCCAGUGGUGGUGGCGACUGGCGAGUGGCUCGCCGGCGGUCAGAUGAGCGCCGAUGACGCCCGUCGCCUGUUCCAAGGAACGCGCGGCCCCGACCUCAGCGCCCUCCCGGACGAAAUGCUCCAGCACAUCCUCUCCUUCCUCCCAGCGCAGGAAGCCGUGCAGACGUGCGUGCUCGCCCGGCGCUGGCGCCACCUCUGGAGGUCCACCACGGGCCUGCGCCUCGUCGGUCGCGACGGCCCAGGGCCUGCCCGAGACCUCCGGAAGUUCGUGGGCAAUCUUCUCAGGCGGCACGAUAAGCGCACCGACCUGCACACCGUCGAGAUCAAGAUCAAAUUCGACGCAUACUCGGAUGGUGAUAACCUGCCCUACGUGGUCCUUUGGAUCCGUUCUGCUGUGAGGCGCAGAGUUCGUUCGCUCACCCUUCACCACUUUGGUCCAUUCCUCGACCUGGACACCAGUCAGCAACUAGGUCCAUCCCUCUACCUCGACGGCGCGCAUCUCGACUCUCCGCAUCUCACAACACUAGACCUUGCAAGUGUAGAAGUAGAAUACACCCUUCUGGAUUUUGCUAGCUGCCCAGCGUUGGAGUAUCUGAAGCUGCACGAGUGCUACAUCUCCCUUUCUAAGAUAUAUUCUACCUCGCUGAAGCAUCUGAGCAUCACUGGUUGCUUUUACGACCCUCCUUGCCGGCUCCAUGUUUCUGCUCCAGGCCUUGUUUCCCUGAGACUAGAUAAUUUCUGGGGUGUCACGCCAUUUUUCGAAAACAUGGGGCAGCUAGAGACGGCAUCGGUGAAUCUUGGACGUCACUGCCAGGAUACUUGCUGCAGUUAUCUUCAGUACGGUAUUUACUGUGGAGCCGAUAAUGCAUGUCUUUCUUGCGAGGAUUACACAGACGAGCUUGCGAUCUUGGGUGGUGUCUCAAGUGCUAGACAUCUGGAGCUGAUAUCUGAAUUCCAAAAUAUCACUUUAUCGAGAGAUUUGGAGCACCGCUCUAUUUUUAGCAACUUAAAGACUUUAUUAGUCAACGAGUACUGGUGUAUGCCUCCUGCCAGCUGCGAUCGACUAGCUUGCAUUCUGAAAACCUCACCAGUUUUACAGAAGCUCACUCUUCAACUUUUCUCCAAGGGACCAAAUCAUGAAGUGGAAAUGAAAGGAAGCUACAGGGCAAUGGAGGGGCCGUCUGCAGCAAUAUCUGAGCACCUUAAAAUAGUUGAAGUCAAGUGUAAUGCGGUCGACGAUAGAAUUCUCGAAGUUUUGAAGUUUCUGCGUGCAUUUAAUAUCCGAUUCGAUGUCGAGUAAUGGUGAGAAGAUCUGGCCUGUCGGUGGAUGUGCUAGCUCUUAACUAUUCACUCUGGGCUCUGUGGUGACGCUGUACAGCCCGCGGUAUAUGUAACUUAUGAAUCCUAGAGCGACUCUAGACCACCUAGUUGGUAGUAUCAUGUCCUGUUAUGGUUCAGGCUCAACUGAUCCGCUCUUUAAUUGAUUAGUGCUCUCAGCGUUUCUGUUAUCUCUGUGGUGUGUAAACUUAUUCAGUUAUGACGUGAUCAAUAAUUGUAUCUCCUGUGCCAAGAUCUGUUUAGUGCUCUCAGUUUAUGUUGCUUGCAUAAACCGUGCUUGUCGAUUUGAUGCCGGUCUAUCUGUAACAUGUUCUGAAUACCUGCCAAGGAACCAAAAUGUGCAGAAGGUUAUGGUCUAUCUGUAACAUGUUCUGAAUA